AUGUCAAACGCGACAGCAACGAAGCCGACUAUCGAAUAUGAGACAACAACUUUCACAUUGAAACCGGACAAUAUUGGCCCAAACAAAGCUACUCUAUUACAUGCUCGAAGUAAAAAGAAUAAUAGCCAAUUUUAUAAAGCUAUCCUCUACAUACAUGGAUAUAGUGAUUAUUAUUUUCAUGAUCACGUGUGUGUCGAAUUUUUAGAACAUGGUUACGAUUUUUUUGCAUUAGAUUUACGUAAAUGUGGCCGAUCGAUUAUUUCACCUGAACAAGAUCAAUACAGACAUUAUUUUAAUGAUAUUCAUGAGUAUGAUGAAGAAAUUACACUGUCAAUUGACCAAAUCAUUAUAGAAGCUAAAGAUAAAGUUAAAAAAUUGAUCCUUUAUGGACACUCGACAGGAGGUCUUAUUGCCUGUCUCUAUGGAUCAGCAGGUUUGAGACAUAAAGAAAUCGGUGCAAUUAUUCUCAACAGUCCGUACUUAGCUGCAUUGGAAACAUCUUUCACAGAAUCAAUGUUACUAAGCGUGGCGACAACUCUUCGUUUAAGUAAAGACAUAGAUGAUAAUUGGUAUAACCGCACGAUACAUGUAUCCAGUCGAGGUGAAUGGAAUUUCGAUACAAGCAAAAAACCAAUUGAAAAAAUUCGAGCCCAUGGUGCUUCUUUUGGGGCUAUACGCCGUGCUCAACAAGAGCUGAUGAGCAGAGGCUCUUGUAUUGAAUAUCCUAUUCUAUGUAUGUGUUCGCAUCGUUCACUAAAACCAGACGCGACUUGGCGUGAUGAAUACACACAAGCCGAUCUUUUACUUAAUGUACCAACAAUGCGACAAGCUGUAUCCACUGUUGGCUCACAAAUAACAUUCUGCGAAAUUGAAAAUGGAAUACAUGAUAUAUUUCUAUCGAGCGCACCAGUUCGUGAAAAAGCAUUCAAAUUAAUGUUUCGUUGGCUUAAACAUCUUGAAGAAGAUUGGAUGGAAUAG
Molecule: messenger RNA, 978 nt
Organism: Rotaria socialis
Lineage: Eukaryota; Metazoa; Rotifera; Eurotatoria; Philodinida; Philodinidae
Source: the annotation of a GenBank genome assembly